Durio zibethinus is the source of this 657-nucleotide messenger RNA. RefSeq lists its product as uncharacterized. Lineage: Eukaryota; Viridiplantae; Streptophyta; Magnoliopsida; Malvales; Malvaceae. The record is from RefSeq and is a predicted model, not a curated record.
UGUGUUAUAUUAUCAAACGAUUUGGCAGCGGCCGCCGUAGGCUUCACUUAAAAGAGGAGGCUCAGACUCCCUUCUCCUUAAAGAAACACUUUCAUUUUUACCUUCCUUUUCGAACAUGGACGACAAACUAGAGCAAUCGUCGCUGUCAACUCUCCGCCGCCGCAACUCCAUAUCAACCCCUGUCCAAGUCCCCGCAAAGCUAACUCUCCUAACUCCAAAACCUCUCCAAAUCGCCACCAGCUUCCCAAGUGGCAGCGCCGCCUCGGCGCCGCUUGACCUCGAAUUUAUCUCCCUCAAUACCUCCUUUGCUUCCUACACUUCACUCAAAGACAUCCUCCCUUCUUCCGCCGUCGCUAUCAACUCCCCAACCGCCGCAGGAUCUGCUACGAAUUCCGGGCACGGACUUUCCAUCCGUAACCGUUUAGUUAAACAGGCGGCUUGGGCUUGUCUUCAGCCCAUGUCUUCUUCCCCUGACUCAUCUGGCCCUCACUUUUUCCGUCGGUUUUGGCUUCGGUUCUCUUCUCAAAACCCCAUCUCUUCUUGCUUCCGGUUCUUCCACCUCAAAUUCCUUCCGGGUCUGACCCGAGUCUUAGAUCGGGUCCUCCGAUCCAUUGGAAUCAACUUCACCAGAUAACACAUAAAGGGUGCGUUUCACAC